Poecilia reticulata (guppy) is the source of this 2710-nucleotide messenger RNA. It is a transcript of the gene dio1, whose product is annotated as iodothyronine deiodinase 1. Lineage: Eukaryota; Metazoa; Chordata; Actinopteri; Cyprinodontiformes; Poeciliidae. The record is from RefSeq and is a predicted model, not a curated record. Gene Ontology annotation, biological process: thyroid hormone metabolic process. Gene Ontology annotation, molecular function: thyroxine 5'-deiodinase activity.
GUGAGGUAACAGGCAGGGUUUUUUAGUGCAGGACUGGAGCCGAGUGUCGCAGCGACAACGGGGUUUUUAUCUCCCUCCCCAAGGAAGGGACGAUGUUUCUGCAAAAGUUGUUCGUUUAUUUAACAGCACCAUGCAUGUUCUGCUAUAUUAUCGCUCUGAGCGUCAUCCUCAACAUUUUGAAAGUUCUCUCGCCGAACCUCGCCAGGAAGCUCAUCCUGAAAAUGGGAGAAAAGGUUACCAUGACCCAGAAUCCCAAGUUUACCUACGAGGAUUGGGGCCUGACUUUUGGAUCGCUUGCAUUUAUUAAAGUUGCCUCUAAGACUAUUUGGCUUUCACUGGGACAAGAGGCUUUUGUUGGAGGCGAAGCUCCAGACUCACCUGUGAUUAGCAUGGGUGGGGAGAGAACCAGCAUAUUCAAGUACCUCAAAGGCAACAGACCGCUGGUGUUGAGUUUUGGAAGCUGCACCUGACCCCCGUUUAUGUUCAAGCUUGACGAGUUCAAACAGCUCGUGAGGGACUUCGGGGACGUGGCGGACUUUCUUGUGGUCUACGUCGCUGAGGCCCAUUCAACAGAUGGGUGGUCCUUUGGCAACAACUUUGACAUCAGUGAGCACCAGAGCCUGGAGGACAGGCUGUCUGCAGCACAGAUCCUGCUUCAGAAUGACCCUCUGUGUCCUGUGGUGGUGGAUGAGAUGAGUAAUGUCUCAGCCAUUAAGUAUGCUGCCCAACCUGAGAGGCUGUACGUGCUGCAGGCUGGGAAAAUCCUUUAUAAGGGCAAAAUAGGGCCUGAGGGCUACAAUCCUCUGGAGGUGCGGUCACUCCUGCAGAAGAUGAAAUAACUCAAACCUUUUCUCGGGAAAGUUGCCGUUGUCGAAAAUGCUAUGUUUGACUGCAGCUGAUUGGAAUCUGCCAAUCUGAAUGUGUUUUUAACACUUUAUUGGCCAUGAAUCAAAACACUUAUCUCUAUGUGAACUUGUGCCUCUAUGGCAUUUACCACUGAAUAACGACAGCUGUUAUAAUUCCUUUGCUCCGUUGUCACCCCCAGGCUCCCCUGCUACUUUCAUAUAUACGCUCUUAGCUCAACCUCAGCUCUGUGUUUCUUAGUGACGGCCGCAGAUGAAACUGUUGGAAUCUGUGACCAGAUAAGGUGAAACACGGAAACGGUCAGCUUGGAGUUUGUUUAUAAAGCUUGGUGGGAGGGAGCUGGUGUCUUAAAUUUAAGAUAUAAAUUACUAGAACUGCUAAUUUGUUUUCCAUUUCUUCAGUCAGUGUAUUCUGUAAAAAUCAAAAAGAUGUAAGUAAAGAUCUAUCCACUCAUCACGUGUCUUUCGCUCAGCUCUAAUUGGGUUUCAGAGCUCCAUGGGGAAAAUCGGGAACCGGGAAAUAAACCCUGAUAGAAACUAACUAAAGGUAUAUACUUUAAUCUUGCCUCGAUUAUCGUGGCAGUUUCCCCACAAUAUUGCCCAUUCGAAGAAACUAGCUGUAUGGUCCUAGUCCGAGUCACUGUGACUCGUCUGAUCCCACCAGCCUACCGGAAAAGAGAAAGACUGCUGCAAAUUCACAGAGAUCUUAUUAUUGCUUUAGGGAAAGGCUCUCCAGGUGCUGACUGUCUGGAGGCUAUAGCAAUACAACAGAGUGUUUAUCAGCAGUCUGACUCUAUGCAGAUGUGCAAGUUUGAGUUGUAAAGCUCCACUUUCAGGUUGCUAUGCUGGUUAUUGCUUAACAGACUUAUCUCAGCUGACUCCUGCAGUCAGCACUGUUGCCGUUAUGCAACAAGUGUUUGCUUUUUAUAGCAUAUCAAAGUGCAUAUCUGUUUCGCCUGGAAUCUAUAGGGAGGAAGCACAGAAAAACACCCUUUAUUACCAAUAUCAAAAUAUUAGAAUGCUGAUGUAUGUUUUGCUUCAUUUCCAUAUAUUUUGCUAUAAAAUUCGAUGGUUUGAGCAAAAUAGAAGCUCACACUGUUGCUUUAUGUGUCUCAGCUCAUUCUGCGAGGCUAAGAACGCCACAUUAAAAUGACAUUUUGCUUAUAAGUCUCCCAAAAACACAUUUUUAUGUAGCUUUGACAGCACAAAACUGUGCAUCUCUAAGUUUGGUCUGAGUAUGUUUGGCUCUGGCCCAGCCAGCUCACAUCCUGUGGAGGCAGGCCCACAGCAGCUCAACCCGGCUGACUUCCUUUUGUCAGGACAGGAACCAGAAUACUGUCAGAACCUCCUCCUGUUUGGAUACCAACUUGGACCUUGAAAUGUGCAGACCAGCAGCCUCUCUUCUCUGCUCCGAGGCCCUGCAUGACAUGCAGGUUCUACUUUAGUCCACCAGGGGGCAGUUUGUACGUUACAGAAAAUGAAAAUGUGCGUCUGUUUGUAAUCUUGGACCGAAAACCAAGGGUAAAUUUGUGUCAAUUCACUUUUAAAUAUGCAUUUGCUAUCGUUCGUCAGAGUUUUAAAAACUGCAUUUCUUGUACUAUGGAUGAACGUCUGAAUCAUGUACGUGAACUGUGAUGGUCUCACGCAGGAUUCUUUACUUAAUUUCUACAAAAUAAAAUUUUGCCCCAUCUCCCCCCCCCCCCUCUAAAAAUCCUAUUUUUAUGUACCUUUUAGUUUCACAUGUACAGUCAGGUGAGCAACAUGACGUUUAAUGUCUAGUGAAAAGCGAUGCCAUCGUUUGAUACUAAUAUUGUUUGACGUUUUGAAAUAAAUGUUAGUUCCUAACA